Molecule: messenger RNA, 8939 nt
Organism: Epinephelus fuscoguttatus (brown-marbled grouper)
Lineage: Eukaryota; Metazoa; Chordata; Actinopteri; Perciformes; Serranidae
Product: contactin-4
Exons: 23
Coding region: 98-3172 (1024 amino acids)
Biological process (GO): cell-cell adhesion
Molecular function (GO): protein binding
Source: RefSeq, a predicted model, not a curated record
GUCGAGCGGUUCGUCCAGAGCCAAACGGAGGAGCGUCAGGAAAUAUUCUCCACUCUCUGGACUGGAUGGGAAGGAGGAGAAUCUUUGACCUUGGAAAAUGAAGAUGUUGUUGCCAUGGGAACUGUUAAUCCUUCUGUCACUCAAAGAGUGCCUGGCUGAGAAUACGCGCCAUGGUCCUGUCUUCACCCAGGAGCCGAGUGACAGCAUUUUUCCUCUGAGCACUGAUGAUAAGCAGGUGUUUAUUAAUUGCAAAGCAAAGGGAAACCCACCUCCGCAUUAUAGGUGGAAAAUAGACGGGGCUGAAAUCAACACAGAGUCAGAUCCAAACUACAGCCUUGUGGAGGGGAACCUGUUGAUUAAUAACCCUCAUGUCAUCAAUCAUGGAGGAGUGUAUCAGUGCAUCACCACCAACACAUUUGGCACCAUUGUCAGCAGGGAGGCAAAAGUCCAAUUUGCAUUUCUGCAGAACUUCAGCAGGAAGUCGAGGAACACGGUGUCAGUGAGAGAGGGUCAAGCUGUGGUUCUGCUCUGCGGCCCUCCACCCCAUUACGGAGAGAUCAAAUAUUCAUGGGUUUUCAACGGACAGCGAAGUUUCCUGAAACAGGACGCCCGUCGUUUUAUCUCUCAGAAGACGGGCAACUUGUACAUAGCCAAAGUUGAAGCCUCAGACGCGGGGAACUACACGUGCGCAGUGAGAAACAUGAUGACCAAUGCCACCGUGUUCAGCUCCCCAACCCCUGUGGUGGUGAGGAGGGACGCAGUGAUGGGUGAAUAUGAGCCAAAGAUUGAGGUUCAGUUUCCCGACACCCUUCAAGUCUCUAAAGGAUCAUCAGUGAAGCUGGAAUGCUUUGCCUUAGGAAACCCUGUGCCUUCCAUCUCAUGGAGAAGAGCUGAUGGAAACCCACUCCCUGGCAAGAUUAAAAUCAACCUCUCCAGUGGGGUUCUGGAAAUUCCAUAUUUUCGCCCGGAGGAUGCCGGCGUGUAUGAGUGUGUAGCCGAAAACAGCAGAGGACGAAAUGUUGCCAGAGGGCAACUUGUAUUCCACAAUGUUGAACAUCUGCACUGGGUCCAAACGCUGAAAGAUGCUCACAUGGCAAUUGAUGCAAAUCUGCAGUGGGAAUGUAAAGCCAUCGGUAAGCCUAGGCCUACAUACAAAUGGUUGAGGAAUGGUCAGCUCCUGACAGCAGAGGAGAGGAUCCAUGUGGAAUCUGGUAGACUGACUAUAUCCAGGAUCAGUCUGUUGGACUCUGGGAUGUAUCAGUGUGUGGCAGAGAAUGAACAUGGAGCUGUUUAUGCUAGCGCUGAGCUCAAGGUUGUCGCCUCCCCACCGGACUUCACCCGGCGGCCCGUGAAGAAGACCACAGUGAUCCAGAGGGGGGGCGAGGUGGUCUUGGAGUGUCGCCCCCACGCCUCCCCCCGGGCCACAAUCUCCUGGUGGAAAGGGGGCGAACUCCUGAAGGACAGCAAGAGACAGACUAUCAUGGAGGAUGGGACGCUACGCAUCACCAACAUCUCCAAAUCUGAUGGAGGCAUGUACACGUGUCUGGCCAGAAACCAUUUUGGAACAUCCAGCAGCACGGGGACACUGGUGGUGAAAGAGCCUACCAAGAUUAUAGUCCCACCCUUGAGUUUGGAUGCUACUGUGGGGCAGAGCCUUGUGCUGCCAUGCGAGGUGUCCAGUGAUUCGUCCCUGAGUCCCAUCUUCAAGUGGUUUUUCAGCGGGAAAGCCAUUGAUUUCAGCAGGCAGGAACACUUUGAGAUGAUUGGAGGGGGAUUUGCAGGUGACCUGAUGGUGAGGAACAUUCAGCUAAAGCAUUCGGGGAAGUAUGUGUGUAUGGUGCACACUGAAGUUGACACUGUCUCAGCAGCAGCAGACUUAAUUGUCAGAGGACCUCCUGGUGCCCCGGAGGGCCUGGUGGUGAGUGAUAUUACUGACACCACUGUGCAACUGUCCUGGAGCUCUGGGCCUGACCACCACAGUCCUGUUACCAUGUACAUGGUGCAGGCCAGGACCCCCUUCUCUAUAGGCUGGCAGACUGUGAGAACAGUUCCUGAUUCUGUGCCUGGACAGAUGAUGCAUGCAACAGUGAAAGAUUUGAACCCCUGGGUGGAUUAUGAAUUCAGGGUGGUGGCAAUCAACAGUGUUGGCGUUGGAGAACCCAGCACGCCAUCAAAACAGAUUCGAACCAAAGCAGCAGUUCCCAAGGUUGCACCAGUUAAUGUGAGUGGUGGCGGAGGAGCUCGAGGAGAACUUGUCAUCGUGUGGGAGCCAGUUCCAGAGGAACAGCAGAGCGGAGAGGACUUUGGCUAUGUCGUGGCUUUCCGCCCACUUGGCAGCACCACCUGGAUCCAGACGGUGCUGGCAUCACCUGAUGCAUCGAGGUAUAUUUACAGAAAUGAAAGCAUCGCACCCCUGUCUCGGUUUGAAGUGAAAGUGGGAGUUUACAACAGCAUAGGAGAGGGGCCGUUCAGCCGAGUUGUCAGAGUGUUCUCUGCAGAAGAAGAGCCCUCUGAGGCACCAUCAAGAGUUUGGGCCCGCGCUUUGUCAGCCUCUGAGAUCGAGGUGUACUGGGAACCAAUUCCCCCCGGGGCCAGCAGGGAGAAGAUCAUCGCAUAUGAGGUUCUCGUUUGGGAAAAGGGAUCUCUGCAGAGUGAAGCAGAGACAGUGAGGGUUAUCGACACCACGGCUCUGCUCUCUGGCUUGAAGGGCAGCACAGUCUAUCUGAUCUCAGUCAGAGCCCAAAACAGCGCUGGACUUGGACCCUGCAGCUCUACUUUUAACAUCACCACCAAGAAACCACCUCCAAGUCAGCCUCCAGGGAAUAUUGAGUGGAACCUGACCAACUCGAAGAUCUUUCUGAAUUGGGAACAUGUCAAGGCGAUGGAAAAUGAGUCUGAGGUGACAGGAUACAAGGUUAUGUAUCGUCAGACCUGGCACGGUAGAACGACUAUACUGGAAACCAAUAAGACCAGUGUGGAGCUGCAAAUCCCCUCUGGAGAGGACUACCUCAUUGAGAUCAAAGCUCUGACCGAAGGGGGUGAUGGCACCAGCAGUGGGCCCAUCCGCAUACCAAAGAUGUCCAGUCUAAACUCAAACGGGUCAUUGAGUCCAGUUCCAAUGAAGAUUUGCUGUUUUAUUAUGUUUUUUGUAUUUUUUAUUUGUACUGGGUAGCUUCCUGUGGCUCUAUAUUAGGCUGUGGACAUUAGAAUGAAUACAGUUUAUGAUUCUCUUCUACGUGUCAUAUUUAAGGAAUAAGAAGCUAACUAGAGAGUUUCUCAACCCCUGGUUUGCAAACCAAAACUGGAUAAUGGGAGCGUUCUGACAGGUUGUCAAACGCCCACAAAUCUGUGGCUGGGCUGUUACUCAUAGGCAACAGCACAGUUACAAAACAUUUUCAUCUGCCUAUUUUCAGGACCACUGCAAUCCUCUAGGAUGCAAGAGUUUGAUAAACAUGGGAAGAUGAGUUUCUUAUCUGUCAUUCUGAAAUGAAUCUGAGCAAAGGUUCAUGUCCCAGUUUUCACUUUUUACUGUCUGUUUCCACCUAUUUUGCCUCAACUUCCAAGUUAUUUCUUGGCUUGAUGUGACAUCUGUGAAUAUAACAGACCAAAAGGUACAUGUUUCACACACUACACAUAUUCAAUUUGAAAAGAUUAGAUCAGAUUAUAUGUAUUUACUUUGUUUUCAUCACUUGGACGUAAAGUGUUCUUUAUACAAAAACUGUAGUCCUAUGCUAUUUUCAUUGUUGUUGGAGUCAAAAUAACACCACAAAAUUAAAGGAAUAUAUUUUUUUGUUUCAGGAAUUACACUCUUUUAUGCUACGCUACGCUAAGCUAAUCAACUCCAAGCUUCAGCUCCAUAGUUGACACACAGAUGCAAAAGUAGUAUUGAUUUUGUCAUCUAACUUACAACAAUAAAAAAAGCAUAUUUCCCUACGUGUCAGGCACAUGAUAUACAAGUAUCCACAGAUAAUGAUGCAUGCACCCAAAGUUCUAUGUGUUGAAGCAACUUGCAGCAAACAAUGGUUCACCCUCUGGUUUCAUGCAAUAUGAAAUAUACCUGAUAUUUGCUGGGCACCUAUGUAGUAUCUCAUAAUUAUUUGUGCACAGUUUUUCUGUAAAUGUUUUCUGCUUAUGUGUGCUUGUGUAGUGCUUAACACCACAUAACCCAAAACCAUAUGACAGUUUGUUUCAAAUAUAACUUUUACCUCAAAGUACCAUUAGCUCUGCUCAGCCUUACCCCCAAACAAACAGCAGUGUUUUCCUUAAAAGGAGCACUCCACUCAUAUAGUGUUGCACUCUUAUUACAUUGUCGGUUGCAAGAUCGACAGUUAAAAAGAAAAAGUCAAAAUCUAUGCAGCAAAACCUGCCAGUUUGGUUGGAGGUUUGGGCGUGUCAUGGUAGGAGUGGCUAAUGUGGCCUUGAGCUGCUACCCUCAAUCAGAGACAAGGACAAGCUGCAGAGGUCACGCAGAUUUUUUUCAUUAACGAAAUUGUCAGCUGAUGCUGACUCAGGUUGUUCUCUCAUCUUGAAGUGAAUGUUUUUCUUGAAAGGUUUUCGUGCUAGAUACCUAAAAAAAAAAAGGUCUGUAAUUAACACAAGCUUAAGAGACAUUUUGUUGUACGACAUAAAAUAAGUCCGUGAAUGCCUCUCUUUUGAAUUUUGAAGCCUUUAGGAGUCUUAAAAACGGUGGAUGCUAACAUGUGGCUAAAGAGCACUAAAGUACGUUAUCAUGCAGACCACAGUUUUACGACAAAGUUAAGUCAUGUUAUUGUGGUGUAGUUUGUUUAUAAAGUAAUGUUAGCUUUUUACUUCUGGUGAUUGCAUUUACACCUCAGAAAUCAUAAAAGCUAUGUUCAUCUGUGUAGAUUAUUUUGCUGAGAAAAAACUUGUAAAUAUAAACGUUUGUCACUGACCUUAUUUUCUGCAGCGGAAAAAUCCCACUGGUUUCUGGAUGAGAAAACCAAGGUGAUGCUUACUUGAGCGCUGGCCUCCAAAAAUACAUCAUCCCCGUACUACUCUAUUAAUCAAACCUUUCAAAGAUUGGAAAAAAAGUUUUGAAGGGAUUUUUUUUAAAGUUCUAUAAAAAGCUUUAUACAACUCUUUUUUUGACCCAAAACAUACUUUGAUGUGUAAUAAAAAUUGGACUUCCUCUUUAAAUCUGCCAAAAAGUUUUGACAAAAAAAAAAAAAUCAACAUCUGCUUUUUUGAAACUAAACACUAGACUUUAGUAAAUUUCAUACAUGCAACAUCAUUAAUUUUAAUAAUGCCCUGUCUGUUUCAUGUGAAAACUAAAGCACAUUACACCAUGACAGUAGCCCAAGCAGUGGCAAUUAGUGGCAUUCCUUCUGUAAAGGUGCAAUGUGUAAUGCCUGGCCAUAUGCUGCAUAGAAAUAGGGGGCAGCAUUUCAUCAGUCUACUACUGGGUCCAUACAAUCUCAAUUUACAGCCAUCAGUUAUUAAAAAAAAAAACACUCGUAAACUACCACUACUAACUAACAGCAAAGCAAGAACACGCACAGUUCGAGCAAACAAACUCUGAGAGCCAGUCAAAGUAUCACUGCUGUCUUAUAAUCUUCAUUUGGCGUAGGCCUAUAGUUUAUGUUAUAGCUUGGUUAACUCAGUUUCAGCAAAAAAACCAUCAUAACCAUAUAUCGACAUUAGUUGCAGUAAAGAUACGUUUCUCUAAAUAGCCAGUAUUAGAUCUUAUUAUUUAGUCUAAAAGAAAAGUUGUAAGUUAAAAGUGGAAAGUGGAAUCAGUGGAAAUCAAUACCAAUGUUGUCUUGCUUCUCAUAUGACUUUUUUCUUUGCCACUGAGUGUUGUGUUUAUUGUGACACUUACCAAGGGCUAUACAGGCCCCCAGGAAUGCUGCUCAGCCUUGCAGACAUUUUUUUUCCAUUUGUCACUUGUGAUAUUGCAGCAAAAAAAAAUCCUGUGGCCCAAAAUGCAUUUUUCCCAUUUUUCCCCACCUAUGCCAAUCCUCAAUGCCUGUGUGCAUUUUCACAUAGAUUGACCACGUCAGUGAGUAGAAAAACAUGGGACAGACAGAAUGACACACUGACAGUUUCCGUGAUUAUGUACAGCAUGCCAUACCAUGACUUAGUCAUACCAAAAAUUACAUUGGGCCACAGGGGGAGCCACAGCGAUCGGUAGCAUUUUAGCCAUUUUUAAGCAUUUUUCUGUUGUUAUAGCACCACCCAGUUGCCAAUUAGAGUUAAAUUUCUCCAGUCACCUUGAGGCAUCCUGUUCUACAUAUCUACCAAGUUUAGUAAAAAUCGAUAUGGCGGUUAGGCAUGAAUAAGAAAUUAGCUCUCUAGCGCCCCCAUUUUGUUUGAUGGGGCCAAUAAUGGAGGGGUCCCCUCAGAUUAUGUGGUCAUAUGCCUACAAAGUUGCAUGGUGAUCGGUGAAACCCUUGAGAUGUUAUACACCUUUAUGUGAUGAGCCACGCCCUCCGCAAUAUUCAUUGCCUUAUAGAAGCUCAGUUUUAGUAAGUUUUCCAACUUUUGCCAAGAGGGAACUUUAGAUAUUGGUCCCUAGAUUAUGUUCACCCAGUUUCAUGCAGAUCAGUCAAACCUCCUAGGAAGAGAUCGAUUUUAAGUGUUUUUCAAAAAACUAAAAAUGGCGGAAAAUCUAUAUAACUGGAAGUUAUGGGUUCUCGAGGCAAAUGUGUUCCUCAUGAGGAGAGGCAUCUCUGUGCAAAGUUUUAUGUCUCUACGACAUACGGGGCAUGAGAUAUGCCCAUUCAAAGUUUGCAAUUUCAGUCGGUUGCUAUAGCUCCCCCCUUUGGCUGAUUGAUGUAAUAUUGCUUCAUUCGCAUCCUCCCAUGACCCUCUACCACUGUGCCAAAUUUCACAUGGACUGACCAAGUCAGUCAGGAGAAAAACAUGGAACAGACACACAGACACACCUACACACAGACAGUGUUUUCGUCAUAAUAUAAUAAGAUAAAUCUAUGGGGCUGCAGUCUUACUUCCUCCUAAUGUUGGGCUGAGAGCAGACAGAGAGCAGUGACUCACAAUUGCCUCUCAAGGAAUAAGUGGUGUUACAAGACAGGACGGGCUGGUGCUUGGUGGUUAGCAUGCUGGUUUAAGAUAUCUCUAUUUGAUGAAUCUUACCUUUAAAAGACAUAAUUUUUUCUGCUCUUGAAUUACUAAAUCCAGUUUUGUUGCACUUACACAAUGCAGUCCAUGCCAGUUUAUUUGGGAAUAUAGCUGUAAAGAAUCCUCAGAGGACUAUCUGCCAGCCUGCUGCCUCCACAUGAGACAUUUCUUGUUUCAUUUUGCAUGAAACAAUUUCAUUUACGUGUGUCCAUUCAUUACCACCUGUCAUUACAGGUGUGAAAAAAAUCCACGUAAACAGACAAUCUUCUUUAACACUUUAAUACAUGCUUCUGUACAUCCACAGAGUUAGGACAGCUUUUCAUGUUUUUUGUGUCAAUUAUAUGCAAGGAAACACUGGCUUAUAUCAUGAUGCUUUUCAAACAUGUAUCAAGAAACACUUGGAGUUGUUGCGUAAAUGGGUUGUAUAUGGGAACAGAUAAGAUGAAAUACUUCACAUGUUUAACAAAGCUGCUUUGCCUUAUCGAGUUUAUAGUCGUCAAACCUGCUGUCAACUACUCUUUAAAACAUACAGAUUGUAAUUGUUUUGCAAAAGGGCAAGCAUAGAAUGUAUGUUAUUUAUUUAUUAUUUUAUCUAUAGAAUUGUGUUUUAUGUAACUUUUUUUGUAUUUUAAUGGAGAGAAAUGGCAUAAGAUGGGAAAAAUUUAAAACACCUAGUAUAUCCCAAACAUGACAGAGAACUGAGUAUGAAAGCGCUCCUGAAUCUGUUUGUUGCCACUGUUUCGUGCAUUUAGUGCGCUUUUCAGAAAACGCUAACAUUAGCAUCCAUCACAGCCAAGUGAAUACAUAUACACAGAGUACUGAACAGUGAAACUGCAUCUCACCUAGUAACACAUAUAUCAUUUGAAAACAGAAACAUUUGUCUUUGAAAAAAUGCCAUCCAAUCUAAGCAAGACAUUUUUGAAUAACAGCCUUCAUUUCUUGCUAUUCAACAUACCAUAACAAGAUAUCAUAACACUGAAUAAUUUGUAGAUAAUAUACAUUCAGCUCUGUCUCAUAUGAUGAUGAGCAUAAUCUGCAUUGCAACAUUAUUACAUUUAAUCAUAUUUCCCUGAUGCAGAAUAGUUGUAGAUGAACAUAAUUAUAGGAGACAAGUUUUAUGUUAGUUGUGACUUUAAUCAAUCAGCAGUGCUUUGUAUGAAAGAUAUAAGAGAGAAGGUGUUGUUAAUGUUGUGAUGAAGUGUAAAAAUGUGCUACUGUAAUGUUUUAGAUUUCACAUUUGUUUUCUCAGUGCAAAUUUUAUUUGUAUUGCCUUAUCAUUAUGUUGUACAUACACUCCUAGGGUUUGUCAUUUUCAACUCAUUGGGAUGACUUUUUUGGGACAACACACUUUCCUAUUCAUUUUUAACAAACAACAUCUUCAUUAUAAAAAACUUUAACCUAACAUCUGUCAAUAAUUUGUGUGUAGAUUUUCUUGAAAAGUAGCACAAAUAUGUUUUGGCCUUAAGAGGAAUCUAGAAUAGUUUGUCUCUCAGUUUCAUUUGUAUGCAUUAUUCUUUAUAUUUAUGACUAAAGUGCUACAUAAAAUUCACAUCAACCUAAAUCGUGCUUUGAAGGACUCUGUGCUGUCCCUUUUACCUUUAAAAUGUAACCCCUUUACAUUUUUCUAUUUAUUGCUUUGAUUUAUUUAUUUAUAUGUAUGUACGUCUUUUUGCUGGAAUAUCUCAUUAUGAUGUCCAAAAUUUGUAUUUGUAAUUUUUUUCUGCUUUCGUUUCUGAAUAAUCUGCUUCUUGAACUGAACCUGCAAUUUCUUACUUCAGUAAGGUAAUACCAUUGUAUUAAUAUAAAACCAUAUCUCUGUGAGAUGGCAAAAAGACUCAAUA